Molecule: messenger RNA, 2316 nt
Organism: Fusarium redolens
Lineage: Eukaryota; Fungi; Ascomycota; Sordariomycetes; Hypocreales; Nectriaceae
Product: cora-like Mg2+ transporter protein-domain-containing protein
Exons: 4
Coding region: 1-2316 (771 amino acids)
Biological process (GO): metal ion transport; transmembrane transport
Cellular component (GO): membrane
Molecular function (GO): magnesium ion binding; cobalt ion transmembrane transporter activity; magnesium ion transmembrane transporter activity
Source: RefSeq, a predicted model, not a curated record
AUGACCACAAACACUUCCUCCCAAGCUCUAGAUGAUCUUGUCAGAGCAACCGACCUCUUUCGCGAACAAUAUCUACGCGCUUUGACAAACCUUCAAGAUGGCCUCAUCGCUCAUAGACGAGACACGGCAGAGAGCCAUGCUCGUAGCAGCAUCUCUAUGCCUGAGCCUUACGGCGCCUUUACACCACCCUUGAGAGCUUCAACUGGCCCAACAUUCGCAACAGAGGGCUCUUUGUCUCCUAUAUUCAGGAGAGGGAGGGCUGCAACUCUGGACAGCACAAAAGAAACACCAUCUUUAUCUGCUGAGCCUCAACAUUUUACGGGUUCACCAAGUGGCAGUCAUCGCGUUGUCUUUACGCAGGACGAAGAUGUUUCUUUUAUUCCUCUCCUGGACAACACCACAGCUACUACCACAACGCGAAAGGUUGAGGACUAUCCCCAUAAUGUUGUCAGGAAUCAUCUCGACCAGGCAGACUUGUCCGAUGGUCAACUCCUCCAGCAUCUCAACAGCGAAGAUUUCACUCCUGAAAUGUCAUCUCUCCUUGACGAUAUCAUGAAGCGACGUUCCGAGAUUGAUAUAGAUGUGCCGUUUCGUGUUCUUGCGGCGUAUGAGAGAGAACAGUACAGUCAGUCCACAUUUGAAGUGUACGAGGUUGGCCAUAACUGUAAACUCACCAAACUCAGCGCUGACGGAGAUGGAGAUGGGCAGUCAGACGUCAAGUACACGGGUGAAGGCCCCUAUGAGAUUUCGGCUGAUAACGUCGAUGCUCCUACGAUAUGGGAAACAAUCAGGGUUGUCAACCAAAGCGGCACGUCUGUAGGUCGAAUUACCAUCAUUCAAGAACCUACACCUCUCAUCCUUGCAGCACUUCACUUGACCAUGUCUCCACACUUUGACAUGAAUGAGCUGCUCACUCACCUCCUCUCUGACGAGCCCAACCGUGGCCGUACUCAUGCCUUCAUGACUAGAGCGUACGAGAGGCCUCGCUCUCAAGCAACUUCUCACUCACCCGUCGUUGCUCCAUCAUCGCCGGUCCCGCUCACAACCGGACUGUCAGUGCCACCAAGCCCUCCUACACCCAACGUCCGUCAGAAGUCUUUCUUUUUUGUCUUCAAGUACUACACAGUUGUUAGUCCCCCUCUUGAACCGGCUCCUUGGCAGCGUUUCGAUAAAAGACCUUCAGAAAGUCGUCUUGGAGAUCAUAUCGAUAUUGCUGAGUGCGGCUCUGUAUUGGCUCUGUCACUCGGUGGAGACUCUCAGAAGGCUCCUCCUAUGCGUUCGAGAAGAGAGCGUGCUCGAGAAGGUGUUCUAUUCAAUACAUUCGGUCCAUGGCAGUUGCUUGCUAUCCAGAGCUUUCCUGAUAACUCUCAUACUGUCCGUGGUCCAGAGUUUCAGGAGAAGAAAUAUGUCAAUGGGCCAUAUGCAUUUCUGGACUUACUCGUCUCCGAGUAUCGUGAUGCAACGAAGCGAAAUCUGAUCCUCCAUGAGCGAGUUACCAAGCUCAUCACUCCUCCUACCGAAUUCAUGUUUGACCCUAAACUCAGAGACAAGCUUUUAUUUGAAGAUAAGCACUUCACCUACAUUCGAAGGUACUUCUGGGCGUACAAUACCCUCGCUGUUGUGAACACAGGCAUCAAGUCAAUGAUCGCGGCAUACAUCGAUACAUUCACCGACAGCUUCUGGGCUGGCACCCACCCAAUUCUAUGGCCACAUCACGCCGCUGAUUCGCCUGAUGGGAUUGCCUAUCGCGACCAUAUGGCUAAACUGCGCCGUGAGCUUGACAAAGUUGUCCAAGAGCUUACAGAGGUCCUCAAGCGCAAUGAACGAACCCGUAAGGAGAUCGAGAACUUGCGAGAUCAGCUCUUCAGUGGAAGCUCCAUCAAGGAAAGCCGGAGAGCUAUUGAACAAGGCGACAACAUCAGAGUCCUCACAAUGAUCAGCAUGAUCUUCUUGCCACUCACUUUUGUCACGUCUGUCUUCGGUAUGACGGUCUUCACAGUCCCCGCAACUGACUGGCGUUUCCCUCUGACAAUGAUCCUCGUCUGUGUCCCCUUCAUGCUUCUCGUUACCUUCCUCCAAACACGUUCGUUUGGUGUCCUACUGCGCAAACUUGGUGCCAUUGGCAGCGCACCUGUUCGUCUUAUGGCCCAAGUCCGCAGCCGACCUCGAGAAAUCACAGACGUCCCGGACAAUAUCUCAAUCGCAGCGGCUAGGGUGAGACGAAGUAGUGGUACAUUAUUUACGAGGAUGAUAACAUGGCUCUGGAGUAAGAGAACGGCAUCCAAGGUCGAGAGGGAUGAUUUGGGUGGUGUUUAG